Molecule: messenger RNA, 3161 nt
Organism: Lutzomyia longipalpis
Lineage: Eukaryota; Metazoa; Arthropoda; Insecta; Diptera; Psychodidae
Gene: cact
Product: NF-kappa-B inhibitor cactus
Exons: 8
Coding region: 657-1874 (405 amino acids)
Molecular function (GO): protein binding
Source: RefSeq, a predicted model, not a curated record
UUGUCAGUAUCAGAUCGACUGCCGUGAAGUGUACACACAUCAAAAAAGCCCGAGAGUCACAAAAGAAAAAAAAACCUGAACCUCUCUGGGUUAUUCUCAACCGCGAGAACACUAUAGUCUGACUUAAAUAUUCAUUUGUGAUUUCAAUACACCUCUACCAAAAUUCCCCCACAUAUGUGUCGCGAAAGUGAUAAUAAAAUUCUUAAUAUGUUCAACGAGAGAUUGCCAUCGUGCCAAAGCACAUGAUAAAAAUCAUAAUAUAACAUAGUUGCUUAUCAAAUGUGCAUUUAUCUCUUUAAUAGAGUCAUAUUUGUUGGUAAAAAAAAAUGUUCCUUAAUAUUACAACACCUACACCAAGUAUUAUUUUUAUUGCCUCCUAAUUGAGACUACCAAAAAAAAAGCAAAGUAAAAUAGUGAAUUUGUGUUCACCGUAUUAAUUAGUUUCGCAUGCGAAGUAACACCAUCAAAGAUAGAAGCAACGAAAGACUGAAGUUUUUUUCGCAUUAAAUAACGAGACACAAUUUUUUUUGCCAUCAUCAAUUAAUUUACCGGGGACAUCGUCUGAAGCAACGGAGAGGAAACCAUCGGGUGCCCCAUCAGGAAAGGAUUUGGGUGAUAAGGAUUUCGACAUAUCACUGGGCGGUGAUUCGGGCUUUAUGUCAUCCGAACAGUGUAUGUCCCUGAGUGAGAUUCAGAGUGACUUGGGUAAGAGUUCCAACAUCAGUGGACCACAGGCACCAUCCCGCAGUAGCCAGGAGGACCAGCAACAUCGGUCAUCCAGCAAGAAGAUCACCAAUACCUCAUCAGCCCUCGAUUCGGGUGUCAUUACAGACAGUGGGGUGGCAUCGUGCGGAGAAAUGAUCCUGGAUCGUGAGGUGAAUGACAAUGUGUCAGAGUGGUUCUGCAAUUUGAACCUCAACAGCCAGCCAAUUAACAAUUUGAGCGGGCAAAAGUCCGCCAAGAGAGAACGUUCGGUUGAUGUUACAAAGUCACAGGCAUGCACAGAUGUACCUGCUGUCCAGGAACCCUGGGAAGUGUACUAUCUCCAAAAUUCAGAUGGUGACACACAUCUGCACUUGGCGAUACUUGAUGGCCAUGUGGAUGUAGCGAAAGCUCUAAUCCGAAUGAAUCCCUACCCCUGCCUCCUGGAUAUUCAGAAUGACUUUUUCCAGACACCACUUCAUCUAGCCGUGAUCGUGGGUCAAUAUUCAACAGUGAGGCACCUAAUUUUGGCUGGUGCUGAGCCCACCAUUCGGGAUUACAAGGGAAAUACUCCACUACACCUGGCGUGCGAAAAGGGUGACCUAGCGUGUGUUCGUGCCCUCACAGUGCCAAUUGCAAUGACUGAAAUCCAAGAUGUGUUCCGAACAAAUAGCUCACAUACAGAAAGUAGCAGUAAGAAGAAAAGAAAUUCACCGAGUAUUCAACUUCCUGGGGAUUUGGAUAUGAGGAAUUAUGAUGGAGAAAAUUGUGUUCAUUUGGCUGCUCGAGGAAGGCACGUUGACAUUCUUCGGCAUUUAAUGUGGUGCGGAGCAGAUAUUAAUGCCAAGGAAGGAAAGAGCGGUGAAACACCACUUCAUAUUGCAGUUGGGCAGGAAGAUGAGCAACUUGUUAAUUUCUUGGUAACAGAAUGUCCCAAAAUUAAUCUGGAAAUUUGCACAUAUGGCGGCAUGACAGCUUAUCAAUUUGCUGCUAUCAAUCGAAAUCAGAUUUUAAUGAAAAAUCUUGCACGAGGAGGAGCUGAACCAUUGACACCACCUGAAAGUGAUUAUGACACAGAAUCUGAUUCAGAUGAAAGCCAGAUGGUGGAUCUUUUUGGAUCACCUGGAUACUUUCAGAAAUUUAAUGGGGCCAAAGCGAUAAAUGUUGCAUAAAUGCGAAGAAUGCACACAAACAUUUCUUCCUAAUACUAUUUUAAUUUAAUUAUUUUUUUUAGGAAUAAAAUGUUCAUGUAGUUCAUUGCAAAUUAAAAAAUAUCAUACAAAAUCCAUUACUCCAUAAAAUAUCUUAUUAGAAUAUUUUUCGUGGAAAAGGAAAUUUAAACAAGACAAAAAUAAGAAUUUUUAAUGUUUCUAUUUCAUGAAAAGAACUUUUCAUUCUGAAAAUUUUGGCUUCAAGUCACUUAUUUUUUGUGAAAUAAAAUUACUACAAACUUUUUUUAAAAUAUAGAUGUUUUAGAUAAAAAAAGAAUUCCGUGAUAAAUUGGUCAAAAUUAAUCAUCAAAAAUAAAUAAAAAUAUAUAAAAUUAAAACAUCUUUCAUCUUCUAAAUGUUUAAAAAGAAAAGCUCAAGAAUUUUCCAUUGGAGAACUUAUUUUAUAGGCCAAAAGAUUACUAUACAUAGCUGUCGUGUAAAGGCGUAGGAGUAUACUGAGAAAGUCUUGAGAAAAAUACAUUCAAAUUCAAGUAAAAGAAAUUGUUAAUAUCGUGUUAUUUGUGUUUUAUUAAAAAUUAAAUUUAAAAGAAAAUAAUAAAAUAUUAGUGAAAGAAAAUUUGUUGAUCAGUGUUAUGAGAAUCCCAUGAAGUGCCUUACAACCGUAAGUUAUUUAAGUAUACCUACCUAAUAAAAGAAUAACAUUAACAUCCACAUAGUUGUGAAGAAAAAAGUGAUGUUAUCACAAAUUAGUUUGAAAUUUUAUUGCUCAUUAAAAUGAGCAAAGAAUAUUCUACAAAAUUUCACUGAAAAAAGGAUUGUUAAAGAAAAAAAACAACACCUAACCCCAUGGAAAAACAAAUGAUAACUGUUGUAAAAAAAAAUUAAAGAAAAUCAAACUAUGUAGAACAAAGUAUUAUUAAAAGAAUUUUAACAUUGUUUCAAGUAAUUUUUGUUAAUCCAAUAAAGGAUGAAGGAGGAAGAAAAAAGAAGAUAAAUUAAGGUUAAAGUACAAUUUUGCCAUACAAUUAGAAAAAUAUGGUGUUUUAUCAUUUAACAAAAAAAAGAGAAGAAAAUGAAAAUGAAAUCUGUAGCAAUUUCAUGUAGAAUUUAGGAAUAAUGUAAUAGAAAAUAAUUUCAAGAGUGUCUCCUUUGCAUGGAGGAGAAAUGAGACAGUGAAAAGCAAAAGAAUGAGAAAAUAUGAUUAUAAAAUAUACAUUAAACAUGUUUAUUAUUUAUUUAUGCUAAGAUUAGUUGAUGUUUAAUGAAAAUAAAAUGUUCUUAUUGAAA